This is a messenger RNA of Exophiala dermatitidis NIH/UT8656, 4153 nucleotides long. RefSeq lists its product as uncharacterized. The record is from RefSeq and is a predicted model, not a curated record. The coding region runs from base 3254 to 3883 and encodes 209 amino acids. NCBI's taxonomy places the organism in Eukaryota, Fungi, Ascomycota, Eurotiomycetes, Chaetothyriales, Herpotrichiellaceae. The transcript has a single exon.
UUCAAAUCGAGGACCUUACUUCAAGAACCGUACAAUACUUAUAACUCAGGACAACACCCUCGCCCACUGCAGUCUGAGGUGUUUCGUUCCAAGGGGAGCUUUGACACAUGACAAGAACCCCGGUCUCUUUCCAUUGCUCCAUGAUGCUGCUGCAAAAAGAUUCCAUUCGGCUUCAGCCGUGACUUGAUAUCAGCUAAGCAGCACAACUAAUUGGCUACAGGCAUCAUGGGCGAGACUGGACACUUUACUUGGCGAGCAGGACGGAGUCGGUUUGAAUCUCGUCACUCGACCAAUUUUGUCUCAGAAAAAGCCUUUCGGGCUCAACGGUUAUAAUGUCAUUCUGCCAUCGGCAAGUGAUACUGCAAUGCUAAUGUUACAUGGUUUUUCCAGAUCACGUAUAUCAUCCCUCUAACAGCUUCUAUCAUGGCCACCGUCAAUCUUCUCCCUGUCGACAGCGCGACAGCAGGAGAAGAGGAAGAGGAAGCAGGCCCACCCUUUGGCGAACGUCAGCGCCUUUAUCUCCGACGACCAUCUUUCCGGUCCCAAAAAUGGGCCACUGGCAACAUUCAAACACCAAGCCGAAGGGUGCACAAAGAUCAUAUAUGGAAGAGAUGAGAACAUGGAUCUAGAUUGAUCCUCAAGAGGAAGAGAAGGGAUGUGGUUUUCCGAGGCAACAGCAAUGCACCCCAUGCUAUUCAAAAAUCGGAGAAAAGUGUGUCGAGCUCAUCGAGUUCGAUCUGCUCCGGACUCAUGGUGCUCCAAGAAGCUUCCCCCAUCUCCACAUCCUCCAUUUGCAAUCCCAAAUCCAUCUUGGCCAAUGUGGCCGGCGGAUCUUGUUUUGCCUGGAUCAAGGGGCUGCUCGAGAACAGUUUCUGUUCCGGCACUUGGAGACUAGGAUGGGUUUGACCAAACAAUUCCAUCCCAAGCUCUCGGUCACGCUUCUGCCGCUGUUCGGGCGUCUCUUCAGAAGCUUCCACAACCUGGACGUUCUCAUCCCCUUCAACCGACUGCUGCACGGUUCGAUUCUGAAGGCUCACGCCACGAGCUCGAACUGCAGUUGCUGUCUCGGUAAAGCCGCGCUCGUCUGCCUCUAGUGGAGGGCUGGGUGCUCGGUUAGGCCGCCGACGAUCUUCCGGUGUACCAUCAGGAUUGAGACUACUUCUGGCGCUGAAAUAUUCGCCGGGUGUCGAAGGCUCUACGGAGUCUUCUUGGUCCAAUUCAGGAGAAUAGAGUUCCACUUCCGGACUGGGAGAGAGUCGCGCUCGAUCUCGCUGCUCCAGAUCCACAUCGUCAUCGGUCUGGCUCUGGUCAGACACACUGGGAGUGAGGUUUUUGUGAGUGAUCCGCGGGGGAGGGAGAAUGUCGUCCGAACUCUCAGGCAAGGGUAACCGUGGCUGCGUGGUCAAGAAGUAGAACACCUUUCUUGGGUGAACGGGAAUGAGCUCCUUGGCCAGCGGGCACGGUGACAGGGCAGUCCAGGGUCGUUUGAGGUAUACACUCAGACGAGAAGAGAGCAACGCAGCAGGGUUGGCAGAACUAUUGAGCAAGUCAGUAAGCAAAACUCCAAGACAACGGUAUGUACGCCACUUACUGCGCAAUGUUUUGGUUUGUGGAGGCGAGCACUGUGGCUAGGUCUCUGAUGAGGUGAGGUCGAUUGCCCGUCUUUUCCAGCUGUUCAAUGACGGCGAUCACUAUAUCGUCGUUGAUUCCCUCGGUGUCCACCUUGCGCACUUGUGCGUCUAGCCCUGGAGACGGAGGCGGAGUGUGUUCGGCUGCACCCCUGCGCGACUGAACGGUGGUGGACGCCGGUAUCUCAACGACUGGAGAGCCAGUUUUGGAGCGAGGGGAGGAGACGGGUGACAGAGGUUCGUCGCCAUCGUGAGAGCGUUUCUGUUUUUUUGCCGGAGGCGUCGGCGUGGACUCGCUGGUUGGUGUAGCCUUGGGAGUUGGGCGGUGAGUGCGCGAGGCAUUAGGCACGUGGAUGCCGAGCGACGGCAGCGACAGUGACUUGCGACGGGUGUUGUAAGGCAUGGUGUAGAUGUGUCAUGUGUCGGUAGUAGAGAAAGGUGAGGCCGCGGUCGUGUCGUCGAGAUGUUGUAUAACGAAGACGGUACGAAGAAGGGGGCGUGUCGGCAACACCAAGGGGGUGGACAAGAAAUGUCCUGGUACAACAGUGUGCGACGGAGUUGGCGAUGACCUGACUUUCCGCAGGCAAAAUGUUUGGGGAUGGAUGAUUUAGGCUGCGACUAGGGAGGAUGAGUGCAGUGUGACGGAGGGAGGCCUGGACGUUGAAGGCGCGGUUGGAGACGUCAAGCCAGCUGGAAUGCAGUGCCAGUGCGUGGCUACGAUGCAAGGUGCCGGGGGAAGCGUGGAGCGGCGCAAAGAAGGGUGCUUCAAAUUCUGCAGCUAAGGGCGCAGGGAAGCAGCUCGACUGGUGAUGCUUCCGCCUCCUUGCGUCAAAGAUCUCGCGACUUCCACUUGACUGGGCAGCUCAAGCAAACAGCGGUAAGCACAGAUGCAUCCACUACUGGUAGACGUUGGCUGAGGCCGGCGGCGAGUGCAAUGAGCACGAGAGAUAUGGUGACGGCGUUGGUGAUCGAGCAGGGUGACGGGUGGUGAAGCUGCAAUGUCUUCCCAGUGUUUGUUUGUUCUCUACCCGUAAGCAGAGGAUGUAACCCGCAGUACUAGUGGGUGAUGGUGGUGGCAGAAUAAUUAUUAUUGUGACUGCGUGCCCGGGAGCCUGCUGCUGGAUGCCGCAAUGGGGGAUCCAAUAGUAGAGGUUGGCGGGUUUGGUUGGUGCAAGUUGUCGGAGGGAUGCUGUGGCAGGGCUCGGGUACGGACGAGGAUGCAAUGCUCGUACAGUAUCACCACGACAAAGAAAGAUACCUGUACGUCGAAGGAAGAUACUACGAGAGCAGCUGGAACAAAAAAUUUCACAGAGCUAUAGAAGCUGUCGUAGGAGAGGCGGAUCAGGUUACAGGUCUGGGAGGAGUAGUAUGAUGAUGGCAACGCACCGGGAGAGGAGGAGCAGGCAGCUUAGCCCAGGCGCCGGUGCAGCCUUCAACAGGUGGCGGAAUGCAUUUUUGGCAAGGGAGGGAAAACCCUGGCGGGUCCCUAGCAAGCCCUGGUACGCAGCCCGGAUCAAGGCCUGUAAGUGAUGGGCUUUUUGGUUUCAGACACCGCGAAUCCCGCCAGAAAUGCCACUCAGGCUGUACCACCACUGCAGGACGACAUCCACUUGCAUCCAUGAGCCAUGCCUAAAGGUACUACUGCGGUAGCCUAUGUUAGAUUCCUACCUACUUCUGGCCGAACAUCGUGGCCCAGAGAUCCGAGAACAUCGAGCCCGCCGUCCACUGACAUCCACUCAAAUUGCUUCCUCUGCGCUCUAGAGCCCUGGCUAGAGCUUCUUUUAGCAUCGUUUGAGCAUUCGGCCCUAAGUCUGCUCUAUCCUGCGCGGAUGCACCGACGACGUCCCAGGCGUUCUUUCUCCGAACCGUCUGACAACCUAUCAAACCACUGUCAAAUAAUGUCUAUCUCAGGCCCUCGAGCCGCAACAGCCAAUCCGCCCAGUCGUAUACCAUAUUGCAACCCCCUCUUACGUUGCUCUGUGUUGAUGCUGGCCAUAAACCUUCGGCUGUGUUUGUAUUCACGGCAUCUGUCCGGAACACUUCCCGACCUCAGCUGCGCCAUCGUUGGAUUUCAUCACAGAAGAGAACUGACUGGUGUGCAGUGUGCUGUAUGGCAAGGUGGCAGGUCAUGGCUGUUGCUAUCCGUUUCAAGAUUCAGUGUACGCGCACAGGCACAUGGCCACCACUGCAGUGUCCACAGGGUUGACCACCCCGGGCUCUCAAUGGUGCUGUAUCCUGCGUCCGUUCGCUUAUAGUCAAAUGAUCUGCAUCGGAAAACGUAACGAUAGCGAUCAAGGACAAUUUGUAGCGGCGGUUCUUUUCUACUGGGUAGAAGAUUAGUGGAACGACAUCACACCAGAUGCAACAACAGCUGGGGCCAGUCUCCUGUAAAUCAAAGCUCGUUUGGACUAGGCACGCAUUAUGAUAUUGCUGAGCUUCAACGACAGUACCAACAUGAGACGCAGCCGAGGCCAACGCUGGAGGGGUUGUAAGCGGCUGAAUACGUUGAUAAUGAUAACUCCUCA